Molecule: messenger RNA, 795 nt
Organism: Doryrhamphus excisus (bluestripe pipefish)
Lineage: Eukaryota; Metazoa; Chordata; Actinopteri; Syngnathiformes; Syngnathidae
Source: RefSeq, a predicted model, not a curated record
AUGGCGUUGAAAUUCAAUCAAGAUCUGGGUCAGCAUAUUUUGCGCAAUCCUGGUAUUGUUGAUAAAAUAAUAGACCGUGCUGAUAUAAAAUCAACCGAUACAGUUCUAGAAAUUGGAAGUGGCACAGGAAAUCUUACAUUGAAAUUGCUUGCCAAGGCAAAAAAAGUUAUUUGCUACGAAUAUGACAGAAAAUUGGCUGCCGAACUGAUUAAAAGGGUAAAACAUGCAGGAUUAUCUCAUAAAAUGAAACUUUUUAUAGGUGAUUGCAUGAAGAGCGAUUUUCCUCCAUUUGAUCUUUGCGUGUCAAAUAUUCCGUAUCAAAUUAGCAGUGUUUUGAUUUUCAAACUUUAUAAAUACCAUUUGAGGGCGGCCAUACUUUUAGUUCAGCACGAGUUUGUUGCCAAGCCGAACUCCUCAGCUUAUUCAAGAUUAAGUGUGUCUAGUCAACUUUUCUCAAAAAUCAAUUAUUGUUUCAAAGUCUCAAAGAAGAAUUUCAAUCCACCACCAAAGGUAGAAAGCGCCGUUGUAAAUAUCAAAAAACGACCUGACGAACCGAAAAUAGAUAUUUUAGAGUUUACAAAUUUCCUUAAAAUAUGCUUUAAACGUAAAAAUAAAACACUUUCCAGUGUUUUUGCUGAUAAUUCAAUUUUAAAAUUGGUUAAUAUUCAAAAAGAGGAUCUACCAGAUCUGUUACAGUCCUUUUCUUCUCAUCGAGCUAAUAAGUUAGAGAUAGAAGAUUUCCUCCAGAUAUUUUUACUUUUUAAACAGAAAAAAAUCAUUUAUCCUAAAUUAUAG